This is a messenger RNA of Canis lupus familiaris (dog), 360 nucleotides long. It is a transcript of the gene CCL24, whose product is annotated as C-C motif chemokine ligand 24. Gene Ontology annotation, biological process: neutrophil chemotaxis; G protein-coupled receptor signaling pathway; inflammatory response. The record is from RefSeq and is marked provisional. Gene Ontology annotation, cellular component: extracellular region. Lineage: Eukaryota; Metazoa; Chordata; Mammalia; Carnivora; Canidae. Gene Ontology annotation, molecular function: CCR chemokine receptor binding; chemokine activity.
AUGGCAGGCCUUGCAACCUUUGUGGUUAGCCUCCUGCUUGUGACCUUGUGUGCCCACUGCAUCGAUCCUGCAGGCUCUGUGUCCAUCCCCUCUUCCUGCUGCAUGUUCUUCAUUUCCAAGAAAGUUCCGGAGAACCGAGUGGUUACCUACCAGCUGCUCAAUGGGAGCGUCUGUCCUAAGGCAGGAGUGGUCUUCACCACCAAGAAGAACCAGAAGUUCUGUGGCGAUCCCCAGCUGCACUGGGUCCAGAAGUUGAUGAAGAACAUAGAGGCCAGGAGGAAGAAGGUGUCUCCUGGGGUCAGGGCAAUGAGCACCAAAGCCCUGGUGCAGAGGUACCCUGCCAACAGCACCUCCAUCUAA